AUGUUUACUUUCUUAUCAAAAGGUGAAGCCCAGACCAGAGGGGAAGAUGGUGCAGUGGUUUCUGGUGCGACUUUCAUCAAGCAAAAACGUGAAUAUAAAGAUGAGAAAAAGAGGGUGGCUUCCGAAAUGGCAGCCGCCUUGCGAGAUCCAACUGUCGUUAUCAUGGCUGAUUGGCUGAAGGUUAGGGGGACGCUGCGGAAAUGGAAACGUUACUAUUGUGUACUUGUACCUGGUUUAUUUGUUAUUUAUCGGAAUGAUAAAAUUGAAAAACACGGGCAGUGGAUUGGUUCUAUUUUGCUGAAUAUGUGCAGCCUUAUCGAAAGGCCUUCAAAGAAGAACGGUUUCUGUUUCAAAUUAUUUAAUCCUUCUGAUCGCUAUAUUUGGGCGUCACGUGGGCCGCAUGGAGAAAUAUUUGGAGCACUAACUGUACAUAGACUGCCGGGUUCUUAUAUAAUUUGCAGGGCGGCAUCUGAACAGGCUGGAGGCUGUUGGAUGGACGCUUUGCAGUUGGCGCUUCGUUGUAAUGGUCUUCUUAUGAAAACUAUGCUAUGCUUCAAUAUUUUGCACUCAAAAGAAGACGAUAACGAAAACUACGAACAAGCAAUUAGCGAAACUGAAGCAGAAAAACAUUUUGAUGAACUUAUUGAAAAUCAAUCUCACUCAUUUUGCUCGCAUUGGAUGACUCUGCACUUUUGUACCUUGCCAGUCAGUUUCAUUCAUGGUCCUGAAUUUGCGCAAACAGAGGAUCUGGCGGAUGAAAACAAAAGUUUGAUUUGGAGUUUGCUAAAGCAAGUUCGUCCUGGAAUGGACCUAUCAAGAGUUACUUUGCCGACUUUCAUUUUAGAGCCUCGUUCUUUUCUUGAAAAAUUAGCGGAUUUUUAUUACCAUGUGGACAUACUUAGCAGAGCUGCCGCAGAACAAGACCCUUAUAACAGGGCCUUAAAAGUAAUAACAUUUUACCUGAGCGGAUUUUACAAAAAGCCGAAAGGUUUGAAAAAGCCAUAUAAUCCGAUUCUUGGAGAGACUUUCCGUUGUAAGUGGGAACAUCCAGAUGGAUCAACGACAUUUUAUAUAGCUGAACAAGUAUAUUCAUUUCUUAAAGAAUUUCUCUUUGCGGUUUUUUUUCAAAGGUCAAAUUUAAGGUUUUUUUAUCAAUGCUCUUGCCACUUUAUUCAAAAACCCCCCGAUUGUUCCUUAGCGGGAUUUAACAUCGCAGGGACGAUACUAGCUAAAAGCAAAUAUUACGGAAACAGCAUAUCGGCCAUGAUGAUAGGCAGUCUUCGCAUUACAUUACUCGAUUACGAUGAGACCUAUACCGUUACACUUCCUUAUGCCAAUUGUAAGGGUAUCAUGAUAGGCACACUUUGCAUGGAGUAUGGCGGAGAGGUCAAAAUUGAAUGUAAUAGACAUCCUUACAUAUGCACCUUAGAUUUCAAGUUGAAGCCGUUUCUGGGCGGGUCGUUAAAUGCUAUUAAAGGGACAAUAAGGAGAGGAAAAGAAGUGGUUGCGUUAAUCGGGGGACAUUGGGAUAGUGAAAUUACACUAAACGAGAAUGGUAAAGAGACUGUCUUGUGGGCUCCAUCGCCAGAAAUUGUUAAGCAGCGUUUAACAAGAUUCGAAAUUCCACUGGAGAAUCAAGGAGAAUGGGAGUCAAAAAAAUUGUGGUUGAAAGUUAGCAAUGCUAUCGUAAAGGGCGACCAAGUUGCUGCUACUGUUGAGAAGUCAAUAUUAGAAGAUGCACAGCGUGCUCGUGCUAAGGAGAGAGAUCGUCCACACGAACCGCGACUAUUCAAAUAUUACUCACUUUCGAGAACCUAUGAAUAUCUUCAUGCAGAGUGA
Enterobius vermicularis (human pinworm) is the source of this 1839-nucleotide messenger RNA. NCBI's taxonomy places the organism in Eukaryota, Metazoa, Nematoda, Chromadorea, Rhabditida, Oxyuridae. The record is from the annotation of a GenBank genome assembly.